AAUACGUUGAAGCGUGGGUACCGCGGCUGCUGCGUGUUUUGUAACAUUCUAGAAGAUUUUUACAAACAAGAGAGCAAACAUCUUGAAUUUAAUACAGCAAAAGUAGUGCGCUGGUCGUUCGAAAUUCGUAGAAAGUAGUGUAAUUACGUUAAAUUGGUAGCAGUAAAUAGUUGACAAUGGUUGAUUACAGCAAGUGGAAGGAUAUCGAGAUCUCGGAUGACGAAGAUGACACCCAUCCAAAUAUCGAUACUCCGUCGCUGUUCCGGUGGCGGCAUCAAGCCCGAGUGGAACGAAUGGAGGAACAGAAGAAGGAGAAGGAGAAAAUAGAUGACAAGAAACGAACAACCGAGAAGAAGAUGGAGGAAGUCAAAGGAAAGUUGCAGCAAAAGGAUGGAAAUUUCGACGAGUUAAAGAAGAGUUUGGAUGAGCUGGAAAAGGAACAAGCCAGAGUUCGGAAUGAGGAAGAGGAAUUGAAGAAGAAGGAGAAGCUCCAACCGUGGAAUGUGGAUACAAUUAGUAAGGAGGGUUUUCAGAAGACCGUCAUCAACAGGAGCGUAAUUAAUAAGAAGCCGGAACUAACGGAGGAUCAGAAGGAAAUGAAUUUGCGGGAGUUUAUCAAAGUGAAUGAGAAGCAGCUGAAGCAGUUUGGAAUGAUGCGGAAGUAUGAAGAUUCCAGAGUGUUUUUGCGCGACAAUCAUAAACUCGUGUGUGAGGAUACGGCUAACUAUUUGGUGAUCUGGUGUAUUGAACUGGAAAUGCAGGACAAACACGAUCUGAUGGCCCACGUUGCCCACCAAUGCAUCUGUAUGCAGUAUAUUAUGGACAUUGCCAAACAGCUUGAUGUCGACCCCCGUGCCUGUGUUGAAUCCUUCUUCCAGCGCAUCCAAGUAGCCGAAGCCGAGUACAAAAAGCAGUUCCGGUCGGAGAUCGAGGCAUUCAAGGAACGCAUCCGGAAGCGUGCCCAGGAGAAGAAGCAAAAAGCCAUCGAGGAGCAGGAGGAGGAAGAGCGGAAAGCCCGCUUGGGCCCGGGAGGUUUGGAUCCGGUGGAGGUGUUCGAGUCGCUCCCCGAAGUGUUGCAGAAAUGUUUCGAGACGCGCGACAUUGGAAUGCUGCAGGAAGCGAUGAGCAAACUGCCCGAGGAGGAAGCUCGCUACCACUUGAAGCGUUGUAUAGAUUCCGGUAUGUGGGUUCCGGACGGCAAUAAGGGUGUGUUGGACAUCAAGUCGGAUGACAAUGCAGCUGAGAGUGAGGAAGCAAAGAGUGAUGAUAAAAAUGAAACUGAUUAAUUGCCAUUUUCAACCUACAUGGAAAGGAUUAUUUACUCCAGCUGCGGUGUAAUUCAGAAUCCGGAACACUAAUCUACAAUAAGUUUUCCUAGAGAAUAAUUUUCUUUAACCCCGUUUUUGCGUCCGCAAACCUUCCGUAGAAAAUUAAAUAUGUAUGCCGUAAAUUUGCAGUAAAGAACAAUUAUCUGCCAAUUGUCGAGAAAAUUUGUUUCAAAUUCCAAAAAACAUGAACAGCAUUUUUAUGCUGCUUCAUAAUAAAAUCGUGAAAACAAUUGAAUUGAAACAUGUUAUUCUGAUCAUUAUUGUGAAGUUACUUCAAAUUCUUACUACUUUUUUAUUUGAUGUAUGCUAAAUCAUUUUUCCUAUAUAAAUCACUUUAAUGAUUUUAUAUAUGUAUGCUACUACUAUAUGUUGAAUAAUAAAUGUGUCCUGCUAAAUAA
Molecule: messenger RNA, 1726 nt
Organism: Armigeres subalbatus
Lineage: Eukaryota; Metazoa; Arthropoda; Insecta; Diptera; Culicidae
Gene: Cdc37
Product: hsp90 co-chaperone Cdc37
Exons: 3
Coding region: 177-1286 (369 amino acids)
Biological process (GO): protein folding; protein stabilization
Cellular component (GO): cytoplasm
Molecular function (GO): protein-folding chaperone binding; heat shock protein binding; protein kinase binding
Source: RefSeq, a predicted model, not a curated record